Messenger RNA from Helianthus annuus (common sunflower), 1857 nucleotides. RefSeq names its product cyclic nucleotide-gated cation channel beta-1-like. The coding region runs from base 1 to 1857 and encodes 618 amino acids. Lineage: Eukaryota; Viridiplantae; Streptophyta; Magnoliopsida; Asterales; Asteraceae. The record is from RefSeq and is a predicted model, not a curated record. The transcript has a single exon.
AUGCCGAAGAUUGUGCUCAAGAAGAAGACAACCAAAGAAACCAGAAAGCCACCUACACCACCACAUGAAUCAACACCACCACAAUCACCUAUCCAAUCACCACCCCGACAACCUACACCACCACAACAAUCCUCACCACCUAAACAACCAACACCUCCAAGACAACCAUCACCACUACAUCAUUCACCACCACCACAACAAACCCUUUUCACCUCUCAAGAACUCUUUCAGACCCCUCCGCUCACCCAAAUGCAACCUGGUUUGUCUAGCAAAGGUCUUUAUACUCCACAUGAUAAUCUUGAAGAUAUCGGAGACUUCGGUUUUGCGAACAAUGAACAAGUGUUGAAGUUGGAGAAAAGGAUGGAUGAAGUGUUAGUGGAAAACAAGAAGCUAGUUGCUGAAAACAAGAAAGUGUCUGAUAGAGAGAAAAUUCUAGAAAUGCGUGUGAAGAAGUUGGAGAUUGAUAAUAAAGAGUUGGUGAAAAAGAUUGAAUCUGAUCAAUCUGAGAUAGACAUUUUGAAGGUGAAAAUUGCUGAACUGGAAGAAGAAAAGGCUAGACCUGAUGAACAAAAUGAAUACUUUAAGUUGAAGAACAAAGAAUUUGAAGCAGCUAAAGCGUUAAGAGAUCAUGAGUUCUAUAUGCUGAAUAAAGUAGUGGAAAGUAUGCUCGGAACGUCAGUAGAGCAAAAAUUUGAAGAGCUGCAAGUUGAAGAGCUCAGAGCUGAACGUCAAGCCAAAAUAGCUGAGCAAAUGAAAGAUAAAGGCAAAGGAGUUGAAGGAAGUUCAGCUGUGACUGAAAGAUCGAUUGUUCCUUCAAUGGUUGUUGAUAAUCCUGAGCCUAUUUCUGCAGUUUCUGGUCUGUUUGAGGAUUAUACUCCUCUUGAAGAGUUAAUGGGAGAUAGUGAUGAGGAUGAUGAAGAAGAGGAGGAUGAAGAGGAAGAUAAAAAGGAUGAGAAAGUGUAUUCUGUGAGCAGUCAUGGUUCAGAUGAUGAUGACGAUGAUGCUCAGGGUGGUACAGCGUUGAAAGUUACUGAAGAUUCUGCUGAACAAAAUGUUGAUAACUUGAUGAACGAUUCUGUGAACGAAGAAUCAGGGGGAGCUGAUAGACAGGGGAAGUCAGGUGAUGCAGAGGACGUUCUACUAGCUCACAAAUUGAUUUUAAGGUUGGAUACUUAUUGUGAAGAAGGAGAGCAUUUCCAUACUUACACGUUGGAAGCAAUUAAUGCAGAGUUCGAAGAAGAAUUGAAUGCUUUUGACAUCAACCAGCAGCGUGAUUACGAGUAUAAGUAUGUUGAAGAUGCUGAUAUGUACGAUAGAGUCGAAGUUGAAGAUUGGACAGAUGAUGAGAAUAUUAAUGAAGAUACCUCACAGUUGCCAACGUUAAUGGAAUUCUUUACUGAGGAGAAUCGUGAUGAGUUGCGAAGGAAAGUUGCUGAAAUUCUGAAAGAUAAAAACUUUGAUGGCACUCAGAAAGAUAUGGCAAAGGAAGAACGAAAGAAAUGGUUUAAAGAAAGUCACGAGAGAAAGUUCAAACGUCCUCUGAAGUAUUAUCAACGUGAUAGAAGUGUAUCUCUCGGUGACAUUAUCAGUUGGGUUUUCUUACCGCAAAUUAAUGCGUAUGCAAUCAGAAGAGAAUGCGGAGUCCAGUACUUUGAAAAGUUGCAUGACAUUAUGUCACUCCCAUGGUGGGAUGUGGAUGAAUUGUCAAAGGUUAGAACUUUGGGAUAUAAUGUCAGGAAGAAUGAUAUUGCUAUGUGGGGUUUGAUUAAGUUCGAGGCUCUAAGAGAUUUCAAGCACUGGAAGCCACAUCAUCCGAAAAGAGUUACAAGAAGAGAUCAAGUAACAGGUGUUGAAUAG